AUGGCGCAAGUACGUUAUACUCGUAACUUAUUCCUACGUGGAAUAUGUAUUAUAUAUUUGUUCGCGUUUCUUAGCUUCUACAUACAGAUACCUGGAUUGUAUGGCGAUAAUGGAAUCCUACCAGCUCGGGCAGUGGAUAUCAAAGGAUUUUCAACACUAUUUAGCAAAACGAAGACAAAACCAACAUUUUUAUGGCUCGCGCCAUACCUGGGCUUAAACGUUGAAUACAUGUUAGAUGUAUUAUCCAUCCUUGGAGCCGUAUGCUCCUUUGCUGGAUUUGUCUCACAAAGAUUCUGUAUUAUGCCAAUAUUUGCACUGCUAUGGACUCUGUAUUAUUCUUUAUAUCAGAUUGGUCAAGUAUUUAUGUGGUUCCAAUGGGAUAUAUUGCUACUAGAAAUUGGAUUUCUCUGCGUACUCAUUGCCCCCUUUUGGUAUCCCCGUCGAGGGAAACCAAGUACCCCAAGCGAUGCUGUGACAUUCUGGACCGUACGCUGGUUGCUCUUCCGUCUUAUGUUCGCCAGUGGAGUGGUGAAACUUACGUCAGGGUGUCCGGCAUGGUGGAAGUUAGAUGCUCUGAACAUCCACUUUGAAUCGCAAUGCAUACCUACUCCUUUGGCGUGGUACGUGCAUCAUUUGCCAACGUGGUUCCUUCGUUUCACUACCGUCGCCACCAACGUUAUCGAGCUUGCUGUACCGUUCUUGUUCUUCUUCCCAAAUAGAAAAGUGAGAAUAACAGCAUUCUACAUGCAGGUGUUUUUACAAGUUUGCAUCAUCGCCACCGGGAAUUACAAUUUCUUCAAUUUCCUAACGAUCUGUUUAUGCAUAUCCCUGUUGGACGAUCAAUUCUUCUACAAACGGAAAUCCAAAACCGGUGCAUCUCGCACCACGAAUUAUCUCUCAAUACUGAUAUGCAUUUUGGUUUACGGCGGUCUUUUGUACGGAACGUAUGUUUAUUACGAUUUCAAGAUAGCCGACAAGUGGACCAUACGCUCUGAUAUUGCCUUUACUCAGGAACAAUUUGAUUACGUUCUAUCUCGUGCGGUACCAAUUUCCAUUAUUAUCGGUAUUGCCUCCCUUGGAUUAACGGUAGCGGUUUCGAUAGUCAAUUCUGCAUUUUCGACGAAAGGGAUGCGCAACAAGAUAACAACAACGAUGAUAACAACCUUGUAUACCGUGGCUGUAUGCUUCAUGUUUGCUAUAAGUCUUGUACCAUAUUCCACUCUGCACUCGUCGCACAAUUCAACGUUGCCUGUCCAGCUGAGAAAGCUACACGCACAGGUGGAUCAUCUUCCUCUAGUGAAUAGUUACGGACUAUUCCGUCGCAUGACGGGAGUCGGGGGUAGACCGGAAGUCAUCAUAGAGGGAAGUGACAGUAUUGACGGACCUUGGAAGGAAUAUGAGUUUCUGUACAAGCCGGGAAAUGUUAACAACUCAUUACCCUUCGUUGCGCCUCAUCAACCUCGCCUCGAUUGGCAAAUGUGGUUUGCUGCUUUAGGUACAUAUCAUCAGAAUCCAUGGCUAAUGUCGUUAGCCUAUCGUUUGCUGACUGGACAACCCGAAGUACUGGCUCUAAUGAAUACCGUCGAGAGCCCAUUCCGAGACAAACCGCCAAAAUACGUUAAGGCCACUCUCUACUAUUAUCAUUACACGCCAUGGAGCCAAACAUCGAACACUCGCGCUUGGUGGACCAGAGAGACGGUAGGAGAGUACUUCCCGAUAUUCAGUCGCGAUCAUCCACCGCUUAUCGAAUAUCUAACGAAAAUAAAAAUCCUACAAGAGAAACCGGCUGUUAAGGUCACGAAUCAAACGUUCAAAUUGGUCUUGGAUAGUUGCAGAUCUUUGGUCAGCAAGAUAGAGCCGAGUCUCUUCUUGUGGGCCGUUUUUACCGCUGGAUGUACAAUAAUCGUAACAGGUUACAGCAGUUCAGCGGCAAAAAAGAAGUAAAAUACUGAAUAACAUUCAUUAUAACAUCUUGAGAACAACUAUAAAACUACAAGGUACUGAGUGUUAACGAAAUAGAGCAAGUUGUAAAGUAUAUGUGUACCAACAACUGAAAGAAUAACAUAGCGAAUUAGAGAUUAAUUUAGAGCAGGUACUUUAUGCAUAUACGAUAUUGCAUUUCGUCUUUUCACAUCUGACAGUUCGUCGUCGGACAAUACUAAGCAUUACAUAAUACACUGUAUAAUAAUGUAUCGUGUAUAAAAACGUAUCGCACAUAUAAUUUCUACUACAAUAAGAAAAUAGGAUAAUACGAGAGUAAAACACGUAAAUCAAAAUUUACAUAAAAUAUUACACAUCAGAGAAUGAUUAUGUGUUCCAAACAUAUUCCAUUAUGCCUCGUUUACACUAUCAAAUAAUCUAUAUUUUGUUAUUUUGUAAUUAUCAUUACAAAAGAUAUGUAUAUGAGUAAUUAUGAUAAUUAUGAAUUUAAAUGCCAAAUCGUAUUUUUCAUUUCGUAAAUAUUACUGUAGCAUCAUUGCUGUUUUGCUCUAGUUCUGAAAAUGAUGCGUAGCAUGAAGCAUUUAUAAUGAAAUAAAGAAAAAGUACGACCAUCAUAAAUGAGAAAAAAAUUAAAGAAGGAAAAGACAGAGGUACAUACUUUGAUACGUAAAAUAUUUUACAUAAAUAAUUGCGUUUGUCUUUUUUAUAUACUUAGCUUUCUUAUAAUAUCCUAUAUAUAUAACUAAUAAUAUAAAUGCUAUUUAUAGUUCUAUUAAAUACUUGUUCAUAUAUGCGCAUGAUACACGUAUAUAUACACACACAUAACACAUACAUACUUAUAUAAAUGUACUAAACUUCUCUGACCAUUAUCUCUCUAAAAAUCACAGUUAUGUAAUGCAUUAUAUAUGAAUUAUUUUCAGAAGAUUAUAUUUAUAAUUAAUAAAAGAACUAAUU
Ooceraea biroi (clonal raider ant) is the source of this 2895-nucleotide messenger RNA. RefSeq names its product lipase maturation factor 2. Gene Ontology annotation, biological process: protein maturation. The record is from RefSeq and is a predicted model, not a curated record. Gene Ontology annotation, cellular component: endoplasmic reticulum membrane. Lineage: Eukaryota; Metazoa; Arthropoda; Insecta; Hymenoptera; Formicidae.